CUCGAAAGUAAGAGGCCAUUCCGCAGGCGGCUCCUAUUCAGCGCAGAGUGAUGUCCGCGGGCGAGGCAAGGUAAAGGCUGCACAUACCUGGUGCAGUCAUCGUUGCACCCUCGCUUCAUGGUUAUGAGCGCCCCAGAGUGUCUGAAUCCGAGGUUGACACUGCCAGCAGUCACAUAUUGUUCCUACUUUCCGACUCUGCGGCGUCCGGUGAGGUGCGCCAAAUACAGUGAGCUUAGAAGCUUGGAGAGAAGACAGCGACGGUGGCUCAGUCGGCAGGAAUGUAGGUAUAUAAACCAGACGAUCAAAGCACUCGGACCAGCUCCCCCGUUCUGCCUUUCACAGCAUAUCUUCUACACCGAUCCAACAGCAGAAAGCAAGCAAAAAGCACCUCUCCCUCAGAUUCGGACCGUACAAAGCCUUCGAAGCGUAUCACAUCAAAAUGCUCUUCUUCCGCUCUCUGCUGAUCCUCACGCUGGCCUCGGUAGCGAUGAUGAGCAGCGCUAAAGAAAUCAGAGUCAAAUACACUGAGCGGACCAAAGAUUGCAAGAGGGACAUAGAGCUUCCUUGGAACGACGAAGAUGCUCGAACGCUGUAUGUCGGAGAGUGCAUCAAUUGGAAGGGGUCCGAGGCAGAGGCCCACCUCAACGGACU
Messenger RNA from Ceraceosorus bombacis, 651 nucleotides. NCBI's taxonomy places the organism in Eukaryota, Fungi, Basidiomycota, Exobasidiomycetes, Ceraceosorales, Ceraceosoraceae. The record is from the annotation of a GenBank genome assembly.